Geosmithia morbida is the source of this 4149-nucleotide messenger RNA. Its product is annotated as Ca2+-dependent lipid-binding protein, contains C2 domain. The record is from RefSeq and is a predicted model, not a curated record. Bases 1 to 4149 code for a protein of 1382 amino acids. Lineage: Eukaryota; Fungi; Ascomycota; Sordariomycetes; Hypocreales; Bionectriaceae. The transcript has 3 exons.
AUGUCGACAGCCUCACGACUGUCAUGGGGUGCCACCCAGCGCCUACGAAGUAGCACAAAGAGCGAGACGAGGUCGCGAGCCGACUCCAGAGCCCAACACACCGUCGUUGAUCACGAGGACGCUCGCAGCUUCGCUCUCCGUACCGCCUAUCUACACUACCUCUUGCAGCCCAAGGCCAAGAAGAAGCAAUACGUCUCAGCCCCAAAGCCCGCGCCCCGUUCGCAGACCAGCAUAGGGCAGCUGAUCCAAGAAUAUGGCUCGGGCAAUUCAUCGAGCCUGAAGUUGCCGCACAACUUCAGUGCCAUCAUCCUUGCCCGCGUCGGCGGCGUCGUCAAGGGCCAGGAGCGCCUGCCUGGAUUCAACGAUGCGGCCGUCAAGAGGAGUUUCGCCGAGGUCUACACGGCAUUCUCCGACCCCAGCUUCCGUAAGAGCAUCGACAGAGAGAGGAAGUUCGAGCCCCUCGUCCUCAUCUUCUACUCGCGCGCCACCGAGGCCGCCAAGAAGGGUUGCGCCCCAGACGACGACUCGUGGAAGCUCAUCCCAGACCGUCAUCUAGCUUUAUUCGUCCGUCUCACUCUCAAGACUCUCCGGGACCAUGGCCACGAUAAGGACAAACCCGAGCUUGCCUCGCGUCUCUCCACUCUCGAGAACAAGCUGCUCACAAACGACCAGAACCUGGUCGGUGGCAGCUCCGACAGCACCGGCGGCACUAUCGAGGUCGCCGUGCCCCUGAGCUACGAGGUCAAGGACAUGCCCCUCGUCCAGGUCGUUGCUGCAAUCUUUGGCCUCAGCCUCUCCGACGUCCAGGCUGAGAUCAACGAAAACCGCCAGACCUGGACUGAGGAAGCCGCUCUUAGAGACCUCAAAUCCUACCAGCUGCGUCUCAGCGCCAACAUGCCCGGGGCCUUGGGUAGCCAAGACUUUGACAUUGAUGAGUCCUUUGACGAAUGGAAGAAGUCAGAGGGACCCUGUCUGUCAGCCAUGAUGCUCGACAUCCUGACUGCUAAGCCCCUCCUGGCUAGGACUUCGACUGGUCCCACUGUACCUAGUAGGCCACAGUCUAUGGUCAGUGAUGACCAGGUGUAUGCAGAGCUUGGUAGGGCCCUCUCCAACGCCAGUAAUGGAGGUCCAGCUAUCGACCCUAGUCUGAACCUUGGCUCCCUGGCCAUCGGUGACAGGAGUAGCAUCAGGACCGUUGAAGCACACAUCUAUACAUUUAUCCCCCCUGACCCAAGGGCAUUUUACAAGUAUAUCCUCCAGCAGGCCAUGACUUUUGACCAGCUCCAUGCCGACCCGGAGCUUGACUACCAACCGCUCUCGAAGCAAUCUGUGGAGCUUCUGGCUGACCUGUCAGUGCGGUGGCGCGUCCCGCAGUCUUCGCGACUCAUCUGCCUUCUUGAGGUGGCCGCUCGAAAAUUCAUGGACCAGGAGAUCAUUCCCGAAGAGUUGGAUGCCGUCUUCGACUGCGUCAAGGGCCCGCAGCCUGAGCUGAAGAAGCCGCCUCACAUCCACGGUUUCUCGACCCCACUUAACGAGAUUGAAACAAGCCGGUGGACCAUUCACGACCUGGCGGCCUACCAGCACACCCUGUAUAGCCUGUACGACGCAAUUCUCCGUGAGCUUUACAACCUUAUGGAGAAGUGCUACGACGCCAAGGCCCCGCAGAUGGGCCCGGUAAUGUUUAUACUUGAGAACCACAUCACAAACGAUCCGACAUUCUCACCCAGGCCCGAGACGGCCAGCGAAUUCGCCGAGCAGCUUUCCCAGCGUCUUCGCCAGAGAGCCGUCGACGUGUACCGGGAGUACAUGCAGAAAGAAAUACCGGUGUAUAAGGAGGAUUGGGAGUUUGGGCACGUGGUCAAGCUGGGCAAGUCGGUGACAAAACUAUGCGACCGGAUCCGCAAGCGGUUUCAGAAGAUGCCCGAGAUCAUGGGCGUGGAUCCGCUAGAGAUACUGGUCGAGGAGGUUUUCCCCAGCUUUGAGGAGGACGCCAACGCCAUCCUCCAGGCCAUCAUGCUGAGGGUGCAGGACGAGGGCGGCGAGAUCGACAUCCAGGACGGCUUCGAUCUGUACCAGGAGCUGGUGGAGAUACGCCGAAUCCACGAGCGCUCGCUGCCGUCCGAUCACCCCUUUGCCUUUGAUAUUGAGACGCUCCUCGUCGACUUUGUGUGGCGCUGGAUCCGCAUCGCUGAGGGUCGUAUGGUCGACUACGUCGACGAAGCCAUCAAGCAGGACCAGUUCCAGGUGCGUUCCGAGCACCCAGGCCAGAUCACCAUGGACUCUGAGAGACAUAGUGUGUCGAUCAUUGACCUGUUCAUGCUAUUCAACCAGACGCGCGAUCAGGUGGACAAGCUCGAGUGGAACAACGAGCUCCACGUGGCCCGCUUCAGGACUGCCCUGGCCAAGAGCUUUUCUGCCGGCAUAGGACACUACUGCGAGGUUGUCGAGCAGAAGUUUGCUCACGAGAUGGAUCGUCCCUCAGCCGAGGAGCUGGCCACGCAGUCCAUGUCUACCCAGGAGAAGUGGAUGCAGCUUGCCAAGGAUGCAUGGAACAAUAAAGAGAAGGCAGAACCAUUUCAAUUCUACCCCGAGUCAUUCGUCAAGCUCAACAAUAUCGAAUACGCCAUGCAAGAGUUUGACAAACUAGAGAAGAAGAUGAACCCAGACUACUGUGCAACGCUCAUCGAAAAGGCCGACGCCAGCGCUAGCAAGAAGCGUAGCAAGAAGCAGCCCAGCAAGUACACCUUCACCAUCAAAGUCAUAGAGGCCGAGGAUCUCAAGGCAUGCGACUCGUCAGGGUUUAGUGACCCAUACGUCGUGUUCGGCGACGAGUACCAGAAGCGGUUGUACAAGACGCGCAUCAUCCACCGCAACCUCAAUCCCCGGUGGGACGAGUCGUUUGACGUGACGGUCCAGGGACCCGUCAACAUGAUUGCCACGAUCUGGGACUACGACACGUUUGGCGAUCACGACUAUGUCGGCAGGACGUCGCUCAAGCUGGACCCCUUCCACUUUAGGGACUACCUACCCCGCGAGUUCUGGCUCGAUCUCGACUCUCAAGGCCGCAUACUCAUUCGCGUCAGCAUGGAGGGCGAGAGGGACGACAUUCACUUCCACUUUGGCAGGGCAUUCAGGCACCUCAAGCGGACGGAGAGGGACAUGGUUCGCAAGAUUACAGACAAGCUCACAAGCCAAAUCAGCGCAACGCUGUCACACAACACGCUGCGAAGCCUACUGGGCACAGGCAGCAUCGGGGCGGCAAUGACGGGAUACUGGAAGAAGCGCACGUCGACGAUGCCGGUAGUGACAACGGCACAGAUCGAAGGCGUGUUGACACCACUCUUCGAGUACUUUGACGACAACUUUGCCAUUAUGAAGCAGACGCUGACCGACCAGACCAUGAUUGCUGUCAUGACGCGUCUAUGGAAGGAAGUCCUCAUGACGAUUGAGAACCUGGUGGUGCCGCCCCUGUCGGAAAAACCAUCGAUGCAGAAGCCACUGGCGAGUAAAGAGCUGGACAUUGUGUACCACUGGCUGCAGAAGCUGUUCGAGUUCUUCAACGCCAAGGACGAGGUGACGGGCGAGCAGGAGGGCGUGCCCGAGAGCGUUCUCAAGUCGCCCAAGUGGCAUGAGCUCAAGUCGGUCAACUACUGGUACUUUGAAGACACCAACAUGCUCAUACGCGAGUCAGAGCGCAUGGCAGCGGCGACGGCGCAAAGGGCACAGCAGGCCCUCCAACAGCAGCAGCAGCAGCAACAAUCAUCGCGUCCCGAGUCUAUGUCACACGCGCACCCGCCCGCGAGUGCAUCCCCCGGCAUGGUGGCAAUGGGUGGGUUCGCGAGCAUGGGGACCAUCCGCCGCGGCAAGAGCAUAUUCAUGUCCCGCAACUUAGGAACGAUGCGUAAAGCCAAGGAGGAAAAGUGGCGCGAGGCACAGGCCGACCCCAGCGACGACGUGAUCUUGCGCAUCUUGCGUAUGAGGCCCGAGGCUGCGGGCUACCUCAAGGAGAGGCACCGUCAGAAGGAGAGGCAGGCUGCUACGGCGGCAGCGGCAUUGAUUGUCAAGAACAGUGUUAAUCAAGGGUGGAAUGCUGGAGGGCACAGCCGUGGGGCGUCAUCGUUGGCGAGAAAUGCCCUUCCCAAGAGGUGA